AUGAAAGUUACAAUCGCUUUCGGGUACACCAGGGUCGUUGUGCCAAGUCAAUCGAGCCAGACUGUUCACGAACUUAUGCAACAAGCUGCCUACCGCUAUCUGAAAUUGCUCAACAAAAACUGCCAUGUAUUCAAAUUGGAAACUUCGGACGGCGCCCUGCUGUGCGGCGACGAUUUGGUUCAAGACGUCGUUGACGACAAAGAAAUCCUCGUCGCAGUCUACGACGAAGAAGAAGAAACACUAGAGGACACGACACCUGGGCUGAUGUCCUCGCCUUAUUGCCACCCGCGGCUGGCCGGAGAAGCUUCCCUCGGACUCAGUCCCAUUCAGAAUCCGAACCAUCAAAGGCUUCAAGAGGAACCGGCUACUUCGAGUCCACUGAACUCCAUCGCGGAAAUAUCCACUUUCUCCCGCGGUGGAAUGAAUAGAUCGAGACAUUCCCUGAGAAGCAGCGAGUUUGACUAUGAAAAGUUCCGCAGCGAAGGACACAAUUUAGACGAGAACAAAGACGACGAGGGAUUUUACUCGGACGCAACGAUUUCAGUCUAUUUUCAGCAUUCAACUAUUUUGAAAAUCAACCGAGAUCCUCGUGAUGAGAUGAGAAUCGAAUUCAGCGAUUGGAAAAGCUCAAGAUCUGAUGGAGCAGUUUUGGGACUCAAAGUUGCUUCAGUCAGAAAUGCCAAUAGAGAGCAGUUCUUUUUUCCUGGCGACGGAAUUCUAGAAGAGCCUUCAAUCGUACUCAGAGUGGUGACGCAAGACGUCAUUCAAGAGAUACAAUCACUGGAAUCGAGUCUUAUGUCCGAUGAUGCUCGCGACGAGCAACAUCUUGAGAAUUCCUCAAAUUUCGAGCUCAAAGCCGCUACAAAUGUAAUAAACGCGAAUAGAAGAACAGGACGCUGGAAAAAGCUGGAGAUAGAAGUCUUCAAAGGAAACAGCGGCCUGGGAUUCACAAUUACUUCCAGAGACACUGCUCUUUCAGCGAACCGAGGAGUAUCGCCGUUGAUUGUGAAUCGAAUUCUACCCGACAGUGCAGCUCAAUCCAGCGACUUACAGAUAGGCGACAAGCUACUGAGCAUCAAUGGCGACGAUAUUUCCUCACUGACUCAAUCCCAAGUCGUGAAACUCUUAAAAGCAUGUCCAAGCGGUGCUUUGGUUUCGCUAGGAAUCUCCCGCCAAGUUCGAAAGGAGCGAAAAUGCGCGCCAGAAUCAGAAAACGAAGAAGAUAAAUUCACAGUUCACUCAAAAGUCUUGGAAAUGUUCAAAGGCCCAACCGAAGUGUGCUCAUUCAAUAUUCCGAUGGUGAACACGAGUUUGGGCAUUCAGCUGAAAGGAACUAAUUCCGAUAAACAUUCCACGCUUUCUGGUUUAUUCGUUGACAAAAUUUUAACGACAGGCGCUGCGUUCAAGGACGGGCGGAUCAAGGAAAACGACAAGAUUCUCGCCAUUAAUAAUCAUUCCCUGCACGGAUAUGACAAUGAAACAGCACUAGAAGUCAUCCGCCAAAACCUCGCGAGUUAUAGUCGCUCCGAAGUUCUCAUAAAAGUCGAAAGACCAAAAACAUCUGUAAAGAAAUCACUCUCAUACCCAAACUCGUUCGUCAUUUCAAAGCCUCAUUCACCCCGGAAAACCGACUCACUUCCUCGACAGUUCAACGAUUCGUACAUUAUGGCAACUCAGCACGGCAUCCGUACAUUCUCACUCGACUCCAAUUCCGCAAAAUCCGGUAUCAAUAGAUCGCAAAGCCUGCACGAGUGCAACUCCGCUCAAAACAAAAUCAUCAAUAAAUGCGAUUCAAUGAGUUAUAUAGAGUGCUCGAUCGACUCUGAAGAGUCCGACUAUCUCGCCUUCGAGCGUGAGAGCUCAAUGCGCAAAAGUUUCCACGAAAAUCGCAAGCAAUCGAACUCGCCCCCGGCCAAAUUCUUCAACAUGUAUGACGCGUAUCGAAAAAAGAAAAACGAGCACUAUGAUUACACUCCAAAGGCAAUCAUUCCCCGCGUUCGAGAUCUAUCGAGCGAAAUCGACGAGCCACAGAAGGCAACAAGAUCCACAAACGUUAUCAGACGAACGCGUCCGCAAGCUCUACGUCGAGUUUUCAGUCUUCACGUCGAUCUUCCAGCUCUUCCAGAGGAAGAACGAGCUCCAACGAGUUCGGAAGCGGUUCAGAGAAGAGCCAGCUACUGCGUCGCUCGGCCAGCUCCGAUCGAGCGAGUGUCAGCACCCGUGCCAGUACGAGCGGCGUCAGCUCAAUCGGAGCCGCAAGCAACUCCGCUCGCUCGCCGCCGAUGGCGCCGUGCUCUUACGACCCUGGCAGGGAGAGGCCCCCGCCACGAAUUACCCCCGCCUCCGCUCCCAGACAGCAACACAACGGCCGACAUUUCUACGCGCACUUCAGCGAAGAAGACCGUCGCAGAUAUGACCACAACGGUGGAUCUGGGCCGCCGAAAAGUUGAAAGUAAAGAAAAAGACGACUGCAAAAACGGCAACGAUGCACCCAACUUACGCGCUCUCAGCGGAAAGUACCUCCCAAUCGUCACUGAGCCAAAGUAUCCAACGAUCGGCCGGUAG
This is a messenger RNA of Oikopleura dioica, 2565 nucleotides long. The record is from the annotation of a GenBank genome assembly. Lineage: Eukaryota; Metazoa; Chordata; Appendicularia; Copelata; Oikopleuridae.